Molecule: messenger RNA, 1940 nt
Organism: Solanum tuberosum (potato)
Lineage: Eukaryota; Viridiplantae; Streptophyta; Magnoliopsida; Solanales; Solanaceae
Product: zinc finger CCCH domain-containing protein 56-like
Exons: 2
Coding region: 601-1650 (349 amino acids)
Molecular function (GO): mRNA binding; metal ion binding
Source: RefSeq, a predicted model, not a curated record
UUCUUAUUCGGACCGGAAAACACAACUGAAGUGAAUCGGUGGAGAAAGAGAUAUUUUCAGAGUGAUAAUAACAACAUUGCUCUUCGAGGAGAUUAACGAUUUUCCAAAUAGCUGGCGAGUUCGAUCUCUAUAUAGUUUGAGAUUUUUCCUGAUCUGAAGUUGCUUCAACUAUUUCUUUUCCUUUAACGGGUAUUUUUUUUGGAUUUUACUAGUCUUUGCUUUCUUGAUUUGCUGGUUGUGUUUCUGUUGUUUGAUUUUUGGGGUUCUCCCUUUUUCCUUUUGAGUAAUUGGAAUUAGGUUGAAAAGUUGAAUUCUACUGAAGAUGUUCUUUCAUUUGAACAUGUAUUAUGAUGGGUUUAGAGUUUAAUUAAGUUUAAAGAUUGGAUUUUUAAUGUUAUCCUAUCUUGCUUUCAAGCAAAAAAGUUCCUACUUUUAAGUUGUUAUUCUUAUCUUGAUCUUUUAGUUCUUUUAUUUUUUGGUUGGGAGAGUUAAAUCUUGUUGCUCGUGAUCUGGGGUUGCUUGUUUUUGUAUGUUGAAUCACUCUAUAGUAUAUUUGUUUUGGUGGUUUUGAGAAUAUUUGUCUGGGAGCUUUGGUUCUUCAUGGAUUUCAUGGGAGAAGUCAGUUUUGCUGGAGGGAGUGAUGUUAGUGGCUUUGACAAUUGGGGUUCUGGUUUUCCUGAUCAGGAAGUUUGGGCUACUGAGGAUGAUUAUAGAGCCUGGAAUGCUGGGCUCUCCUCCGAGACCCCUUCGAAUUCGAAUCAGGAUGGUAGACAUUCCCUAGACCGAUCCGAGAGUGAGCCUCCACACAAGAAAUUACGGAACUUGCAGGGGGUAGAAUCAGUUAAUAAUCGCGCUAAAGCAAUUGGAAAGAUGUUCUUCAAAACUAAAUUGUGUUGCAAGUUCCGCGCUGGGGUUUGCCCUUAUAUUACUAAUUGUAACUUUGCUCAUGGAAUAGAGGAGCUGCGCAAGCCGCCUCCUAAUUGGCAAGAUAUAGUGGCUGCACAUGAGAGUGAGUGUGCUGGAGGAGUGAUGCUGGAACCGAGAGAAGAACAUCAGAUACCAACUGCUAGUUCUCCUGAGCUGUGUGCGGAGUCCCAAAGGUCCUAUAAAGGGAGGCAUUGCAAGAAGUUUUAUACGGAAGAAGGAUGUCCUUAUGGAGAUACUUGCACUUUCCUUCACGAUGAACAAUAUCGAGCUAGAGAGAGUGUUGCAAUAAGUGUGACUCCCACUAUAGGUGGAUUCGGUAAUAAUGCUGCUGGAGCAAACCUGAAGCCUUCAAACUGGAAAACAAGAAUUUGUAAUAAGUGGGAAACCACUGGUUAUUGCCCUUUCGGCAGCAAGUGUCAUUUUGCACAUGGAGCGGCAGAAUUGCACAAAUAUGGGGGAGGACUUGUGGAUAUGGAGGGCACAGAUUCUCUAUCGACUCCUCCAGACUUAAAGCAGGGAGGGGGUCCUUUUAAAACAGCAGAAAGUACGGUACCCUCGACCAUUUCAGCACCUCAUACAGAUGUUUACCAUUUGGGGCCGGGCGUUCAAGUGCAAAGGCCCUCUGGCAUAGUCCAGAGGACUGGCAAAAGGGUCAUUCAGAAAUGGAAAGGGCCAGAAAAGAUUAGUAAGAUAUAUGGUGACUGGAUUGAUGACAUCGAGUGAAAGAAGUCGUGUUUGCUGACUAUUAUCCGUUUAUAAAGAUAAUCUUGUUCUCGAGGCAGGUAUAUAUAGGCAUCAAAAGGAAUUUGAGUUCUUUUAUAUUGCUUUGAACUGCAAUGGAGCCACACCUACUGUUGUUUUCGAGCUACAAAUAAAACACCUGCUUGUUAGCAUGUGUUGCUCUAUGUAUUCUACCAUCCUUGUUUGGAAGAAAAGGAGCGAAAACGCGAAAAUCUUUGUUGUAGUCCAGCCUCUUGAAUUUAAUUAUGUGAUAUGCAUUGCCAAGUGAAAAA